AUGGGGGCGGAGAGGAGGCACCUGAUCCAGGGCGCCGCCCCAUGCCCCGGCCCACGCGAGCAGGACCGCCCGGGAGGAUGCUGCGGAUCCUUAACAAACUACCUGACCUCGGCCAAGUUCCUUCUCUACGUGGGCCAUUUCUUAUCCACUUGGGGGGACCGGAUGUGGCACUUCGCGGUGUCCGUGUUCCUGGUGGAGCUCUACGGGAACAGCCUGCUGCUGACGGCCGUCUAUGGGCUGGUGGUGGCAGGAUCCGUGCUGGUCCUCGGGGCCAUCAUCGGUGACUGGGUGGACAAGAACGCCAGGCUUAAAGUGGCCCAGACAUCGCUGGUGAUACAGAACGUGUCGGUCAUCCUGUGUGGCAUCAUCCUGAUGAUGGUCUUCUUGCACAAGGACGAGCUGCUGACCAUGUACCACGGAUGGGUCCUCACUUCCUGCUACAUCCUGAUCAUCACCAUCGCCAACAUCGCCAACCUGGCCAGCACCGCCACUGCCAUCACCAUCCAGCGGGACUGGAUCGUCGUGGUCGCAGGCGAAGACAGGAGCAGACUAGCAGAUAUGAAUGCCACGGUUCGAAGGAUCGACCAGUUAACCAACAUCUUGGCGCCCAUGGCUGUUGGCCAGAUUAUGACCUUUGGCUCCGCGGUCAUCGGCUGUGGCUUCAUUUCUGGGUGGAAUCUGGUGUCCAUGUGCGUGGAGUACUUUCUGCUCUGGAAGGUUUACCAGAAGACCCCUGCAUUAGCCGUGAAAGCCACUCUCAAAGUGGAGGAAGCUGAGCUGAAACAGCUGAAUUUACACAAAGAAACUGAGCCCAAACCCCUGGAGUCCACUCACCUGAUGGGGGACAAAGACCCUGCGGUGCGUGCGCUGGAGCCGGAGCCCGAGCCCAGCUGCGGGGAGCAGCUGGCCGAGCCCUUCCGCACCUUCCGCGACGGCUGGGUCUCCUACUACCACCAGCCCGUGUUCCUGGCGGGCCUGGGCCUCGCCUUCCUCUACAUGACGGUGCUGGGCUUCGACUGCAUCACCACGGGCUACGCCUACACACAGGGCCUGAGCGGCUCGGUGCUCAGCCUCCUGAUGGGCGCCUCGGCCGUCACCGGCAUCGGGGGCACCGUGGCCUUCACGUGGCUGCGGCGCCGGUGCGGCCUGGUGCGCACCGGGCUCAUCUCGGGGUGCGCGCAGCUCUCCUGCCUGGUGCUGUGCGUGGUGUCCGUGUUCAUGCCGGGCAGCCCGCUGGACCUGUCCGUGUCCCCCUUCCAAGACAUCCGCUCCAGGUUCAUCCAGGCCGAGCCCCUGCCCGCGAUGCCCACGGGCGCCCCCGGCCCCCUCUUCUCCACGGGCGGGCCCGCGGCCAACGGCUCCGUGACCACCCUCGCCGCCCCGGAGUGGGAGCUGGGGCUGAGCCCCGAGUCCGUCCUCUCCGUCAGCCUGCUGUUCGCGGGCGUCAUUGCUGCUAGGAUCGGCCUUUGGUCCUUCGAUUUAACUGUGACACAGUUGCUGCAAGAAAAUGUAAUAGAGUCAGAAAGAGGCAUUAUAAACGGUGUCCAGAACUCCAUGAACUACCUUCUCGACCUCCUGCACUUCAUCAUGGUGAUCCUGGCCCCCAACCCGGAGGCCUUCGGCCUGCUCGUGCUCAUCUCCGUCUCCUUCGUGGCCAUGGGCCACAUCAUGUAUUUCCGGUUUGCCCAGAAGACCCUGGGCAACAAGCUUUUCGCCUGUGGUCCUGUCGAAAAGGACGUUGCGAGCGAAGACCAAGCUUCCACGUCUGCUGUGUGAGCCCGUCUCGCCGGCUGGUCCCUGUUACUAGGUUACACAGAGCGCGUGCUUGUUUGUGCUUCACAUCCCCUACGUGGCUGGGUGUCCCUCUGGUUUUACCACAACGGUGUCCUGAAGGCUAAACGCUGUUUCCGAAACCUCAGUCAAGUGAGUGAACUGGUUGGCUUCCCUUCCAUUCCAGGAUGGGAAAAAGUAGGAAAGGAAAAAGCCUAAAGAUAGAGACUAAAAUGGCACAUACACUGAUUUUCCCCUGUUUCUACCGAGUAGAGAAAAUUUUCCAUAAAAGAGUGGUGAGUCGGGUGAAUUAAGUUAAUUUUUGGCAGAUAUUUAUUCUCUGUAGUAGAAUUCAGAUGUCAGUUUGCCCUAAGACUCACUCUCGUUCAAUCCGGCUAAUUCCUUUAUAAAAACCAGUUCUCCUCCGAGCAGGA
Myotis lucifugus (little brown bat) is the source of this 2204-nucleotide messenger RNA. It is a transcript of the gene SLC40A1, whose product is annotated as solute carrier family 40 member 1. Gene Ontology annotation, cellular component: basolateral plasma membrane. The record is from RefSeq and is a predicted model, not a curated record. Lineage: Eukaryota; Metazoa; Chordata; Mammalia; Chiroptera; Vespertilionidae. Bases 1 to 1776 code for a protein of 591 amino acids. Gene Ontology annotation, biological process: iron ion transmembrane transport. The transcript is spliced from 9 exons. Gene Ontology annotation, molecular function: iron ion transmembrane transporter activity; peptide hormone binding.